Molecule: messenger RNA, 1824 nt
Organism: Ruditapes philippinarum (Manila clam)
Lineage: Eukaryota; Metazoa; Mollusca; Bivalvia; Venerida; Veneridae
Exons: 9
Coding region: 1-1824 (607 amino acids)
Source: RefSeq, a predicted model, not a curated record
AUGUCUGAUUCUCAUCCCGGUCCGCCCCACUAUAUUGGAGAAUGUGAUGAUAUGUCUGACAGCAUACAUAUAAGCAACAUAGUUGAUACUAAUGAAGUGAAUACCAACAACGUUGAUAAAAACAAGAGCCAUGGACAUAUCAAUGAAUAUGACGAUAUUGGAGAAUGUGAUGAUAUGUCUGACAGCAUACAUAUAAGUAAGAUAGAUGAUACAAAUGAAGUUAAUACCAACAACGUUGAUAAAAACAAGAGCCAUGGACAUAUCAAUGAAUAUGACGAAGUGGAGAUGAUACCGAAAGAGAAGAUUGUUUUUUCAGGCGUUGAAAUCAAUCAUGGUUUCUUGAAGUUAUUCCCAGAAUUUCAACUGGUCUCCAUAGAAGACGCUUCUAUUGUUGUUGUUGCUACAGAAAAAACAGGGGCUGCCCCAGUCACAUUGAAAGUCUUAAAAGCAUUGCUAGGGAGGCAGAGAGAAAUUGUAAGCCAUCGAUGGAUCAAAGAUUCUGUCAGGAUUGGAACACUGCAGGAAAAGCUGAUGUAUAAAGUUUCCAACAGUGCUGGGUAUGGUCAAUGGAGUGACAACGAAAAUUACAAGCCAUUUGAUUACCAGAUACAAAAUAGUACCGCUUUCAAUGAUAUUUCAGAGGGUGAAAUCCGACAUCUGCUAAAUUCAAUAUGUGGUACUGAAGUGUUAGUUCCAGCUAAAGAUACAAUCAUAAUGUGUGGUGAUGGAGAUUUAACAACAUCUGAGCAAUGUGUACAUAAGGAGUGGCUUUUUCAUUGCAUCAUUACUGGGGAAAUAGUUCAUCCAAGAUAUUACUAUGAUGAGUUUCCCACAGAGGUUGUUCCAGAUUCUGAUGAUUCAUCUGUAGUUAGUUUCAAAGAAUUCACAGAGGUUAAGAAAAUUAAAAUUCAAACAUCCGGUGCUAAGUUUGGGAAGCGUUCUCAGAAAAAACAGUGCUGCAUUUAUUGUGAAACUUUAACAACAAAACUAGCAAGGCACUUGGAACUGAAGCAUUCUUCAGAAAUUGAGGUUGCAAGAGCCUUAAGCUUUCCAAAGAAAAGUGAAAUGAGGAGAAAAGCUUGGCUUGUUCUUUCUGCAAAAGGUAAUUUUCUUUACAACAGUAAGGUUGUUGAAAAUGGAAAUGGAACUAUCAUACCAAAGUAUCGUCAAAGGAAAGACAGUAAAAAUAAAGAAUAUCUUCCAUGUGAAUUUUGUUGCGCACAUUUUGUUAAAUCUGACUUAUGGAAGCAUCAAAAAACAUGCCCCAGAAAGUCUCCUGGGAAAAAAAGUGAUGGUCCCGUAAAAAACUCACGGUUACUUAAUUUCCCGAGCUUAAAUGAUUUUAAAAACCUACAAACACAUGUGUUGUCUAACAUGAGACAAGAUCAUUUAAAAGUACUUAUUGAGAAAGACGAACUCAUACUUCAGUAUGGCCAAAGACGGUUUGAAAAAACUGGUAAACAUAUCCACACACAUCAGUAUAUAUCUCAGAAGUUACGGGAAGUGGCACGUUUCCUUUUCGCUGUAAAAAGCAUUGACACAUCAGUUCACAGUUUGUCAGAUUGCUUGAAAGCUGCUAAAUGGGACUUAGUUUUGAAAGGAGUCAAGUCUGUAGCUAAGUUUGAGGAAUCUAGUCAGACAUUCUCCAUACCAAGUUUAGCAUUGAAGAUUGGACAGAGUUUGAAAAAGUGUGCCAAGAUUAUGAGAACAAGUGCAUUAAAAAGCGGGGAUGAUGACCAAUUUAGACAAGCUGAUAUGUUUUUAACUAUCUAUAAGGAAGAAUGGACAGCCCUCAUUGGUAGCCCUCCCUAUAAACCCAGGUAA